UGCCGCUUGCCACAUCUGGAGACGCUUCUCAACACGAGAAACUUCAACUUUUACGUUUUACUCUGCGCAGAAACACUCAGGCGUUUUGCGAAUUUGGGCUUUUCCCUUGAUAGUAAGUAGAGAUUCUUGAAGUGUAGUUGGCGUCUCUCUCUCUUUCUCUGAGCUUUUUUUUUUAAACAUUUUAUUUUAUUCUACAACACCAUUGGUAAACAGAGCCCGUUUCUGGGGGAGUUUCAUACAUUCGGUGGCUGCUUGAACUGCCACGCUAGAUUGUUUUACAGCUGAACGCGUUUUUUAUUUUAUUUUUUAUUUUAUUUUAAUGGAGAUAACAUUAACGCCACAUUUCCAUGUUUCGUUUUCAUAACGCGUAGACAAGAAAAGUGAAGCGCAUUGGCGCAUUGGCAUUGGAGUAGAUUUACGCAUUCAUGAAAAGUUUCAUUUCACACUCUGCUCUGUCACACGAUUGUCUUUUUAUUGUUAAAUGCUUUAAGUAAACCCUGUCCGAGACCCUGCUGCUCCACUGCCACGAUAGUAGAUGGCUGCGUUGAUGGUGACAUGAGUCAGAGGGAGUCAAAUUGUGAAAUUUAACAGCGACUGGUGAUGGAGUGAUGUAUUUCGGGCUUAUUUUUGUCCAACACUGAUCUAACAUUUGGAAAGGGAAGACUGGAAUAAGCCAUAAGGCGCACAGCUCCAUACUGAAGUGUUUAAGUUAGUCUGAGGGGAAAUUUAAAAGACCUAAAAAUACAGCGUUGGUUUCUUCCCUACAAAGAAUCAUUUGAACUUCCCACCGCAGAGCGAGAGCGACAUAAAUAGUUCUGACAUGUGGAUGUAAUUUCAGAAGAGGAAAAAAGACAGAUGCAGAGAAAUAAAGAGAGCGGGCUGAGCCUGAGCAUAUAGUAGAUGAUAGGAAAUUAAAUCGAGGGCAGAGCGAGGCGAUUACAGAGUUAUGAUUUUCACGAGUAGCCAUAAGCACCGAGAGGCCAGAUGGAGUAAAAAAACACAACUCGCUCCACUUUGAAGAGAGUUAAGUUGCUUAAAUCAUUUCAUCUGAGCAUCAUCAGCAUCUGUUCGAGCCCCGCAAGGACUCUUGGAGGUAGAGUUGCCUCAGGUCAGGGAUGGGAUCCGCUCUGAUGCUCCACAAUCUGCUGGACUUUCUUCUCAUCUCACUACUCAGCAGUUUAUGCCUGGUUUCUGCAGAUGAUGUGCUCACAAAAGAGGAACAGAUAGGCCUGUUGUUCAGAGCCAAACGGCACUGUGAGGGGGACAUCACAAGAAGGCAGAACAUUCCUGAUGGUUUCUGCUCACCAGAAUGGGACGGCAUUGUUUGUUGGCCUGAAGGGCGUCCAGGAAAGAAUGUGUCCAUCGUCUGUCCAGCGUAUAUCUAUGACUUCAACCAUAAAGGACUGGCAUACCGUCAGUGUGAAAGCAACGGAACGUGGAAGCAGACCGAAACAAACAAGACGUGGGCCGAUUACAGCGAAUGUACAAAAUUCCUCCACCAUUUGAACAAUACCCAUGAAAAGGAGGUCUUUCACCGUCUGUAUCUCAUUUACACAGUUGGGUACUCCAUCUCUCUGGGAUCACUCAUGGUGGCUGUCGUUAUAUUGGGAUAUUUCCGACGAUUACACUGCACCAGGAACUACAUCCACAUGCACCUUUUUGUGUCCUACAUGCUUAGAGCUAUAAGUAUUUUCGUGAAGGAUAUCGUGCUAUAUUCUGGAUCGGCCUUAGAGAACAUGGACAUGAACAUCUCUGUGGAGGACCUCAAGUCCAUCACUGAAGCUCCGCCAGCCAACAAAACACAGUUUAUUGGCUGCAAGGUGGUGGUGACCUUGUUCAUGUACUUUUUGGCAACCAAUUACUACUGGAUCCUGGUGGAGGGUCUGUACCUCCACAGUCUCAUCUUUAUGACCUUCUUCUCGGACAGAAAGUAUCUGUGGGGAUUUACUCUGAUUGGAUGGGGCGUACCAGCUAUGUUUGUGACAGUUUGGGCAACAGUGAGAGCUACAUUUGCAGACACAGAGUGUUGGGACCUGAGUGCCGGCAAUUUGAAAUGGAUAUAUCAAGUGCCUACUCUGGCUGCUGUAGUGGUUAAUUUUAUAUUAUUUCUGAACAUCAUCAGAGUUUUGGCAACUAAACUACGAGAAACGAACGCUGGAAGGUGUGACACAAGACAACAGUACAGAAAACUGUUGAAGUCCACGUUGGUGCUGAUGCCGCUCUUCGGUGUCCACUACAUCAUAUUCCAUGCCAUGCCGUAUACAGAGGUGUCUGGAGUUCCUUGGCUGAUCCAGAUGCACUAUGAGAUGCUAUUCAACUCCUUCCAGGGAUUCUUAGUGGCAAUUAUAUACUGCUUUUGCAAUGGAGAGGUGCAAGCUGAGAUAAAAAAGUCCUGGAGCAGGAGGACUCUGGCCCUGGACUUCAAAAGAAAAGCUCGGAGCGGCAGUAACACUUACAGCUAUGGACCCAUGGUGUCACACACCAGUGUCACCAACGUCACUGCCAGAGGACCACUGGCCCUCCACCUCACCACGAGACUGGGACCGGUACCUGUAAACGGGCACCGGAACCUCCCUGGGUACGUGAAGAAUGGCUCUGUCUCAGAGAACUCUAUACCUUCAUCAGGACAGGAACUUCACAUUCCUGAUGAGGAGCAUUCAGCUCACACGCGGCCCUGCGAGGACGAGAAACCCUCGCCUGUGGUGGAGGAGGAGAGGGAGACAGUCAUGUGACCUCCAGGACAUACAGGGAUGAAAACGGGGGCAAAAAAACAAAACAAAAACAAAAACAAAUCAUGAAACAGUCUCAGGAUGGUCUGAAGGGGAUGGCUGCAUACAUCAACACUGCCAGUUUUUUCUCCUGUGAAUUGAGCCAGAACAUUGUCGAGUGAUGAGGCUCAAGGAAAAAAGGGUGUAUCACUUAUGUGAGCUGGGCCACCUUUAUUUGAGGAUGAUGACCCUCAUUGUUGUGGCAAAUACUCUCAACUCUUUCACCAACCACCUGCCACAGUGAAUGUGUAAAAGGAUGAAAACAGACUGCCGUUUCUUCUUUCUUUUUCCACUGCCAUAACUGUUGUUAUCUUGUUUUCUUGUUUUUAGCAAAUGUCUUGUUCUCAGCAUAAAUCAAACCAGAGUUAGUUACAGUAAUUGCCAGGAACAGCCUUAAUCACGAUGUAAAGCCAGGUGGAUUUAAGCGCUCAUGUGUGGGCAAUUUCAUCCGCAAGUUUCUCGGAUUAAGUCAGUGCGAGUAGACUAAGCGUAGGCUUGGCUUUAAAAAAGUAUUAAUACUACUAUUUUGAGGCAUCUGUUCAUGCUUUCCAGCAUGGCAUCUCAUUUGUUGUGCAUUGACUCAAAUCCACUUCAGUGUAAAAGGGAAGGUACUCAGGUAAUUGAAGUCCUCUGUUGUUGCACACCUAUUUUUCUACUUUUAAAGUGGUGUUUUGGCAUGGUCAGCAUUUCUCUGAGCAUGUUAUACAAGGUCAUGUUAAAUCUUUUUUUUUUUUUUUUUUUUUUCAAAACGUUGUACAGUUUUUGCUGUUUAGAGAAACCUAUUAUUCAUCUCUCUAAUUAGAAUACACAGCAAAGAGUUCAAAUGAAUGUUUCAUUUUCAGAUUCAGAACUUAAUGGAAAUCUGACAAAAAUGGUAUCAUGUGUUCUCACACAUUUUUCAAAGCGAGCGACCCCAUUUUGAAAAACACAGCGUGCAGGAAACGGUCAUAUAUUCCAGAGGAAUGUUAAUUAAAUGAGGAAUCCAAGAAAAUCUCAAAUUCCGCUGGAAUUCCAAGAGCAACAUUUGUGGUGGAUAUGAAGGAAAACCCAUGAAAUGAAUAACACACAGUAAUUUUCACAGACGGUCCAGUGUUAUGCUGCUUUUUAAUGUAUAUAUACAAGUCACAAUGUUUACAAAGAUCAGAAAUACAUUCUAAUUGUGAGCUAAUAGUGUUCAUGUGUAUGGAUAUGUUAUAAAGCUAUGUUUCAGUGUAUUUUUUUUUUCAUGUGUUUGUUUAUGGAAUGUUUGCAAUAUUUGAUUAUGUAUAUAGUCCAAAACAAAACUGGUGAUUAUAUUUACAGGUGACAGAGGGCAAUUAAUGAAGCAUUCCUCAAUAUAUUUUAAACUCUGUAACUUGUUAUUUACCGCACUUAACCUGCAUGGUUGGCAGGUUAUGUAACAUUAUCUGUUAUACCAAAGAGAAAAGGCAUGAUAUGCUGCCAGAGAAAAAAAAAAAACAUCCUUGUAUUUUCGUCCACCAUCUUGUUUACAGUGACCAAAAAGUCUUAAAGUUGCAGUAAAAUCACCUUUCGGCAAAAA
This is a messenger RNA of Larimichthys crocea (large yellow croaker), 4308 nucleotides long. It is a transcript of the gene pth1r, whose product is annotated as parathyroid hormone 1 receptor. Bases 1116 to 2732 code for a protein of 538 amino acids. Gene Ontology annotation, biological process: cell surface receptor signaling pathway; adenylate cyclase-activating G protein-coupled receptor signaling pathway; intracellular calcium ion homeostasis. Lineage: Eukaryota; Metazoa; Chordata; Actinopteri; Sciaenidae. Gene Ontology annotation, molecular function: parathyroid hormone receptor activity; peptide hormone binding; G protein-coupled peptide receptor activity. The transcript is spliced from 13 exons. The record is from RefSeq and is a predicted model, not a curated record. Gene Ontology annotation, cellular component: plasma membrane.